GAGCGCGCGAGAGAUCCACGGAGAGACAGGACCACGAGGGGAGAGGCAGGAAGAGGGCGCGAGACAAAUAGGGAAAAUCCCAAUAAUGGAGUGGCGGCGGAGGAGGUCGUUUUCGCGAGCUCGGACUGGUCAUAGUUGACGUUUUCAUUUUCUCAAAAUUGGAUGUAAAUUCUAUAAUUAGGGACUGUGCACCAAUAUCUCCAGCUCAAAGAAGCCCUCCACGGGUGCCUCAGAUGCGACACGUAAACGGGGGAUCCACCACUGACACUAGGCAACAGCGUAUGAUUUCUGGUGGGCUUGGAUGAGGAUACUAAAGGACAUCUUUUUAAGAUAGCAUUGGUUGAGGAUAUUGCAAAACCGUUUUACCGUGAAACAUCCUAUUUCGGACUCCACUUCUCUUUUCUAAGGAACGAUACAUUAUUAAUUACCAGUAUUAUACAUACAUGUAUAUAUGUGUAGGCUUGUAGGUUCGCAGGAUGAAUCUACAAUGAUAUGGUAGCCAAAAAUAAAUAAAGGCUAGUCAAUAAUAAUAAUUAAUCAACGUAUUUUAAUAAUGGAUUUAUUCUGAAUAGCUACACUGCUACCAAAUUUACAAUCACAGCUUUCACAAACGGAGACGCGCAAAGACUGAGUGAGUCAUUAAAAUAAAGAAAAGAAAGCUACAGUAGAGUGGAAAACAUGUUGCCUUCACAAGAAGCCGCCAAGAUUUACCAUGAUAAUUACAUGCGGAACUCCCGCGCCAUCGGGGUACUCUGGGCGAUAUUCACCAUAUGCUUUGCCAUCAUCAACGUGGUGGUCUUCAUUCAGCCCUACUGGAUCGGGGACAGUGUGAGCACGCCGCAGGUGGGUUACUUCGGCUUGUUUCACCAGUGCGUUGGAAGAGGACCGCCCAACCGAGAGCUCACCUGCACCGGAAGCUUCGCCGAGUUCAGCUCCAUCCCCUCCGGCGCUUUCAAAUCGGCGUCGGUCUUCGUGUUUCUGUCCAUGGUGCUGAUUCUGGGCUGCAUCGCCUGCAUGGCGCUCUUCUUCUUCUGCAACACCGCUACCGUCUACAAGACUUGUGCCUGGAUGCAGCUCCUAUGUGCUGUAUGCCUGGUGUUGGGCUGUGUAAUCUUUCCAGACGGCUGGGAUGCAGAGGUGGUGCGGGACCUGUGUGGGGAAGAGACGGGGAAGUAUACCCUGGGUAACUGCUCUGUCCGCUGGUCUUACAUCCUGGCUAUUAUGGGCAUCCUGGACGCCUUGAUCCUCUCCUUCCUGGCCUUCGUCCUGGGAAACAGACAGAACAACAUGUUCCUGGAGGAACGCAAGGCUGACAACAAUAAAGAUUUUGCUGUGUCCGGGGUAAGUGACUUCAUUGAGGUCCGGGACAGAAGAAGCGACCCAAGGUAUGUUGGAGUCCAGCGGUUGUACUGAUGGGAUCUUUAGGAGGACCAGGAUGACCAGGACCAGGAUGACCACCUCUCCUCUACUCCCUGCCAUCCAGUCAUCCGGCUAUAUGUGCAGACCACAUGUAUAGAUGUAGGAUCUUAAUUUGAGCCAGUUUGCUACAGUAGGGAAAUGUGAAUUAUUAUGUAGAUAAUAAAAAAUGGACAUUUUUUGGUCGGGGCUGAUCCAUUUUUUUGGAAGGGAAAAUCAAGUCUGAAAUUUCAACGUGGAAAUAACAAACUUCAGAAGUCUUUUUAAACCUCAGAUACACUACAAGUUCAACAUUUACUGCAUUGCAAGAAAGUUCUCCUGCAACAAGGUGAUCAAAUGAAGAGCCUACAUCUGUACAGCAUUCAGUGUUAUGAAACUGGGAGAAAGCAUAUUUUACAAAGGCACUAUGAUGUUGUAAAGUGCAUUAACAAUACUUUAAAAAAAUGACAAUAUUUGUAAAUAUUAUGUGUCCAAAAGGAACUAUAUAUUGCAGCGUUACAGAAAUCGACAUCUCUGGGAAUCUAUGUACUGUACAUACAAAGUAAUGUAUACAGUAUAUUGGUACUGGUACAUUGGGCAAAAAAACAAGAUCAUCCAACAAUGAAAAUGUUGUUCAGUGUAUUUCUACCCUUUGCAUAACGACUUGAGUAAAGGGUAGAAUAAAGUAUAACAAAACAAAUAUUUUGUAAACAUUUAAUAUACCCUACAAAACUAAGCUUUUGGUGUUUCUUUUUGAAGGUAUUUACUGUAAACAGUGAAAAUUUGAGAAUAUUUUUUGAAAUUAUUCAACUGAAACAGGGUAGAUUAAAGAAAUGAUCCGGUAGAUAGAUGACAUGAAAACGUAAUAUUUGGCAUUAAUCUCUCAGAAGGAAGCCCUGUAUGCUGCAUUCUCUCGACACUGAGACACUCGGGCCACAGGUCUCCACCAUACCAUCCACAGGCCUUCUACAGCACAUUGCAGUGACCAACACACACUGUGCCAGGCUGCCAGCCCAGAUGGGCUUUCAGUGGGCCUGUGUGUAAUUAACCUUAACACCCCACAAUGGGAAAAGUAUCCUGGUAAAAAUAUACGUAGAGGCAGCGUUUCUACUAACUUUUAAAAGGAAUAUUUUCAAAUGGUAUCUAGUGAAGGACUACACAUUUGUACUUAUUGUUUUGCUACACUGUAUACAGUUAUUGUAAAUUGAGAAGCUAUGUAUGUUUUUAGGUGGCAGCCGAUCCUCAGGAAGCUGUAAUGUAAGACAGCAAUUACUGUACACUGAUUCAAACACUAUUGUUCCUCCAGAAUAGAGCCUUGGGUCUGAUGAGACACUUCAAGAUUUCAAGCAUAGCUUUUGUGACCCAAUGAGCACACAAACCUUAACCCAAUGAGCAAACUACUGUACCUUUAGGUGCAUAUGGAACUCUAUAAUACAGUUGGGAUACAUAACCAGUGACUCAAAUGUUUUAUUCUGGCUCCAAAGUAGCUCUGUCCUGUCUUUGUCCCAUCACUUAACUCAGUGGGAGGCCUCUUUAAAUAACAGGCAACCAACAGAGUCAAGGAGAAGAGUAGGCUUCUACAGACACUCACAAAAAGAGACACGGGGGAUAGAUACAGUAAUACAGAUAUACAUAAUCUAAAAUAUUUUAGAUAUUAGUCUCAAUCAGUUCAUACUUUUUAAAAUUUCUUACCCACAAAAAUGUUGCCAAAAUGUUGCCAUCAUUUGAAAAAUAUAUCAAUGAUAACUGGAGGAUUGUUUUUGUAUAUUGAAGUAUAAUACUGUAUAUGUGAUUGUUGAGUAUUUCUGCUCACAUUUUAGUUGUAUGUGCUAUUGAAUGAAGCAGUAAUGUAUUGUGAGUUUUUCACAGAAAAUGUGAGGAUGAUCAUUCAGUCACUCACUUUGUAAGGCAACACUUUUUGAUAGAGUGAUGGUCCAACAACCAAAACAACUACAACAGCAUCAAAUAAGAGUUGCUCAUUGUCUAAUGACUGUCCAAUUAUAUAAAUGUGUCAAAAUCCUGUAGCCUGCAUUCGGAAAGUAUUCAGACCCCUUGACUUUUUACACGUUUUGUUACGUUACAGCCUUAUUCUAAAAUUGAUUUCAUUGUUUUUUCCCUCAAUCUACACACCCUAUAAUGACAAAGCAAAAACAUGAUUUUAGACAUUUUUGCAAAUGUAUAAAAGAUUUAAAGCUGAAAUAUGACAUUUACAUACAGUUGAAGUCGGAAGUCUACAUACACCUUAGCCAAAUACAUUUAAACUCAGUUUUUUACAAUUCCUGACAUUUAAUCCUAGUACAAAUUCCCUGUCUUAGGUCAGUUAGGAUCACCACUUAAUUAUAAGAAUUUGAAAUGUCAAAAUAAUAGUAGAAAGAUAAUGAUUUAUUUCAGCUUUUAUUUCUUUCAUCACAUUCCCAGUGGGUCAGAAGUUUACAUACACUCAAUUAGUAUUUGGUAACAUUGCCUUGAAACUGUUUAACUUGGGUAAAACGUUUCGGGUAGCCUUCCACAAGCUUCCCACAAUAAGUUGGGUGCAUUUUGGCCCAUUCCUCCUGACAGAGCUGGUGUAACUGAGUCAGGUUUGUAGGCCUCCUUGCUCGCACACGCUUUUUAAGUUCUGCCCACAAACGUUCUAUGGGAUUGAGGUCAGAGCAUUGUGAUGGCCACUCCAAUACCUUGACUUUGUUGUCCUUAAGCCAUUUUGCCACAACUUUGGAAGUAUGCUUGUGGUCAUUGUCCAUUUGGAAGACCCAUUUGCGACCAAGCUUUAACUUCCUGACUGAUGUCUUGAGAUGUUGCUUCAAUAUAUCCACAUAAUUUUCCUGCCUCAUGAUGCCAUCUAUUUUGUGAAGUGCAGCAGUCCCUCCUGCAGCAAAGCACCCCCACAACAUGAUGCUGCCACCCCCGUGCUUCACGGUUGGGAUGGUGUUCUUCGACUUGCAAGCGUCCCCCUUUUUCCUCCAAACAUAGCGAUGGUCAUUAUGGCCAAACAGUUCUAUUUUUAAAAAAAAAGUAGGAUCUUUCUCCCCAUGUGCAGUUGCAAACCGUAGUCUGGCUUUUUAUGUUGGUUUUGGAGCAGUGGCUUCUUCCUUGCUGAGCGGCCUUUCUGGUUAUGUCGACAUAGGACUAGUUUUACUGUGGAUAUAGAUACUUUUCUGCCUGUUUCCUCCAGCAUCUUCACAAGGUCCUUUGCUGUUGUUCUGGGAUUGAUUUGCACUUUUCGCACCAAAGUACGUUCAUCUCUAGGAGACAGAUCGCGUCUCCUUCCUGAGCGGUAUGAUGGCUGUGUAGUCCCAUGGUGUUUACACUUGCAUACUAUUGUUUGUACAGAUGAACGUGGUACCUUCAGGCAUUUGGAAAUUGCUCCCAAGGAAGAACCAGACUUGUGGAGGUCUACACAUUUUUUUCUGAGGUCUUGGCUGAUUUCCUUUGAUUUCCCCAUGAUGUCAAGCAAAUUUUGAAGGUAAAAGUCUAAAGUCUUGGCUUAUUUCUUUUGAUUUUCCCAUGAUAUCAAGCAAAGAGGCAUUGAGUUUGAAGGUAGGCCUUGAAAUACAUCCGCAGGUACACCUCCAAUUGACUCAAAUUAUGUCAAUUAGCCUAUCAGAAGCUUCUAAAGCCAUGACAUAAUUUCUGGAAUUUUCGUGUAUGUAAACUUCUGACCUACUGGAAUUGUGAUACAGUGAAUUAUAAGUAAAAAAAAUCUGUCUGUAAACAAUUGUUGGAAAAAUUACUUGUGUCAUGCACAAAGUAGAUGUCCUAACUGACUUGCCAAAACUAUAUUUAAAUUUUUAUUUCUAUUUUACCUUUAUUUAACUAGGCAAGUCAGUUAAGAACAAAUUCUUAUUUUCAAUGAUGGUCUAGGAACAGUGGGUUAACUGCCUUGUUCAGGGGCAGAACGACAGAUGUGCACCUUGUCAGCUCGGGGAUUCAAUUUUGCAACCUUCGGUUACUAGUUACUCUAACCACUAGGCUACGAUGCCGCUACGCUGCCAAAACUAUAGUUUGUUAACAAGAAAUUUGUGGAGUGGUUGAAAAACUUGUUUGAAUGACUCCAACCUAAGUGUAUGUUAACUUCUGACUUCAACUGUAAGUAUUAAGACCCUUUACUCAACACUUUGUUGAAGCACCUUUAGCAGCGAUUAAGGCCUAAAGUCUUCUUGGGUAUGAUGCUACAAGCUUGGCAUAACUGUAUUUGAGGAGUUUCUCCCAUUCUUCUCUGCAGAUCCUCUCAAGCUCUGUCAGGUUGAAAGGGGAGCGUCACUGCACAGCUUUUUUCAGGUCUCUCCAGAGAUGAUUGAUCCGGUUUAAGUCUGGGCUUUGGCUGGGCCACUCAAGGGUAUUCAGAGAGUUGUCCCGAAGCCACUCCUGUGUUGUCUUGGCUGUGUGCUUAGGGUCGUUGUCCUGUUGGAAGGUGAACCUUCUCUCCCAGUCUGAAGUCUGGAGUGCUCUGGAGCAGGUUUUCAUCAAGGAUAUUUCUAUACUUUGCUCCGUUCAUCUUUCCCUUGAUCCUGACUAGUCUCCUAGUCCCUGGCACUGAAAAACAUCCCCACAGCAUGAUGCUGCCACUACCAUGCUUCACCGUAGGGAUGGUGCCAGGUUUCCUCCAGACGUGACGCUUCGCAUUCAAGCCAAACAGUUCAAUCUUGGUUUCAUCAGACCAGAAAAUGUUGUUUCUCAUGGUCUGAAAGUCCUUUAGAUGCCUUUGGGCAAACUCCAAGCGGGCUGUCAUGUGCCUUUUACUGAGGAGUGGCUUCCACCUGGCCACUCUACCAUAAAGGCCUGAUUGGUGGAGUGCUGCAGAGAUGGUUGUACUUCUGGAAAGUUAUCCUACCUCCACAGAGGAACUCUGGAGCUCUGUCAGAGUGAGAGUGACCAUCGAGUUCUUGGUCGCCUCCCAGACCAAGCACCCUUCCCCAGAUCUGUGCCUCGACCCAAUCGUGUCUCGGAGCUCUACAGACAAUUCCUUUGACAUCAUGGCUUGGUUUUCCUCUUGCAUGCACUGCCAAUUGUGGGACCUUAAAUAGACAGGUGUGUGCCUUUCCAAAUCAUGUCCAAUCAAUUGAAUUUACAACAGGUGGACUCCAAUCAAGUUGUAGAAACAUCUCAAGGAUGACCAAAGGAAACAAGAUACACCUAAGCUCACAUUUUGAUUCUCAUAGAAAAGGGUCUGAAUACUUAUGUAAAUAAGGUAUUUCUGUUUUUUUAUUUUGUAUAUAUUUGCAAGAAUUUCAAAAAUAAAUGAUAUAUUUUUUAUUUCAUCCAUUUUAGAAUAAGGCUCUGACGUAACAAAAUGUGAAAAAGGGUAAGGGAUCUGAAUAGUUUCUGAAUGCACUGUACAGUGCCCUCUGUAAUUGUUGGGACAGUGGAACUUUGUUUUCUUCUUUUGGCUCUUUACUCGAGUACUUUGGAUUGGAAAUGAUACAGUUAAUGAUACAUGUUAAAGUGCAGACUGUCUACUUUACUUUGAGGGUAUUUAAAACGUGAAUAUUUGAACAUGUCAGUAUUUGAAUACUGAAUAAGGAUGAGUGAGAACGUUACAUACGCACAAAUAUCAUAAUCCCCCCCCCCAGAAAUGCUAACCUCCCAUGUUAUUGUAAUGGUGAGAGGUUAGCAUGUCUUAGGGGUAUGAUAUUUUUGCGUCUGUAACUUUCUGACUCAUCAUUAUUCACAAUUCAUUCAGGACUAUCCGUAAUCAUGGUAGCAUCCACAUGAAUGUAGAAGUGUUAAGAACAUAUUAUAUUCUUAUUUACAAUAAAAAUGACUCCAAAAUGACACAAUACAUUAUUUACCAUUCACUUCUAUUGGGCACAAAAUAAUCUGAAACCCAACUAAAACAAACAGCAAAUGCAUCCAACAAGUUUGUAGAAUCACAAGCUUGGUGUAAUCAUUGCGUGCUAGGAAUUUGGGACCAAAUACUAAACUUUUGACCACUUGAAUACACAUAAUUUAAUUUGUUCCAAUACUUUUGGUCCCCUAAAAUGUCCUGUAAUUUCUAAACGGUUCACUCGACAUGGAUGAAAAUACCCUCAUGUCAAAUCUGACAGUCUGCAAUGUAACCUCAGAGGCAUUGUCUAAUUCAAAUCCAAAGUGCUGGAGUGCAGAGCCAAAAUAACAAAAUAAAUUGUCACUGUCCCAAUAAUUACGGAAGGCACUGUAUCUGAAAUGUUCAAGUAAAAUGUGUGAAUAAAGUUCAAAUUCACCAUCUGACAUUACUGUUAUAAUGUAUUUGGAGAAGGUCAAAUAAAUAUGCUUUACUUACA
Salvelinus fontinalis (brook trout) is the source of this 7655-nucleotide messenger RNA. Its product is annotated as LHFPL tetraspan subfamily member 3 protein-like. Gene Ontology annotation, cellular component: postsynaptic membrane; plasma membrane; inhibitory synapse. Gene Ontology annotation, biological process: gamma-aminobutyric acid receptor clustering; sensory perception of sound. The record is from RefSeq and is a predicted model, not a curated record. The transcript has 4 exons. Bases 679 to 1413 code for a protein of 244 amino acids. Lineage: Eukaryota; Metazoa; Chordata; Actinopteri; Salmoniformes; Salmonidae. Gene Ontology annotation, molecular function: GABA receptor binding.